Molecule: messenger RNA, 543 nt
Organism: Uloborus diversus
Lineage: Eukaryota; Metazoa; Arthropoda; Arachnida; Araneae; Uloboridae
Exons: 2
Coding region: 1-543 (180 amino acids)
Source: RefSeq, a predicted model, not a curated record
AUGACUGUCAUCAAUACCCUUUUGCACCGAGCAGAAAGAGUCUGCGAAACGACACAUUUGAAGGAGGAACUGAAACACCUUGAGCUAGCAUUUCGAGCCAAUGGAUUCACUAGAGGAGAAAGUAGAAGAGCCCUUCAUCUCAGAAGGUCCCAAAAUAACGAACAGAAGUCUACCCCAUCUGAACCAUUAGAGAAAGUUUUCUUAGCCUACCGACACAGAGUUACUGACCGAAUUGGAAAACUCCUUGAAAAACACAACAUCAAGACCAUUUUCAAGCCCACCACUCAACUUAGGAAUUGUUAUCGCUCGGUGAAGGACCCCCGUGACCCUUUCUCCACAUCUGGAGUUUACAAAAUUCCGUGCUCCUGUGGAUCAGUUUAUGUCGGAACUACGAACAUCAAGACACGCCUUUCUGAGCAUGUUCGUCAUUGCCGUUUAGGAAACUAUGAUAAGUCAGCCUCUGAAGAGCUUAUGGAAGAUCAAAGCUGCUGGUUAUGGAAGCCUUUACGAGUUGCUCAGUAUUUUCUUGCAAUGCUGUUUUAG